Molecule: messenger RNA, 799 nt
Organism: Argentina anserina (silverweed cinquefoil)
Lineage: Eukaryota; Viridiplantae; Streptophyta; Magnoliopsida; Rosales; Rosaceae
Exons: 2
Coding region: 381-737 (118 amino acids)
Source: RefSeq, a predicted model, not a curated record
AAAUAGGAGAGGGCAGAGGGGUUUCUAUACCUCUGUCCGCCACCACCACACCAGUAGUCUCUAGACUUGAGAGGCCACUGUAGUCUCUCUUUGCUUCAACAAAACCCUCUUCCUUCCCAAACCCAAAGCCACUCUCCUUUCACCCUUCCCAGUUCCCACCAUAUAUAUGCAAAACCCAUCAAUUUAAGCAGCUCAUACCCCAUUAAAACCCUCAAUUUAAACAUUUUAUGAUACACCAAAUCGAAGCCUCUCAAGAAAAAAAGAGAGAUGAAGUGACCCACUUCACAGCUCACUCCUUUUUAAUCCAAACUCUCUAGACUCUUGUCUCACAAGACUCAACAAACCAAAGUAAACAAGCACUACUCCCAUCUCAAGAGACCAUGAUGCCUUCUUCUUAUGGGGUCAUCCUCUCUCUCAUAUUGCUGCUCUUUUUGGCUUCUGAGGUCAUUUGCACUGAACAAAGCUCAACCCAUGCAAAUGGGUCUGACAGAGUGGAGGAACCACCAUUUGUGCCACUGAUAGAACCUGAAAAGUUGAAGACUUUGGUGAUGAAUGAGACUAGGAGGAAGUUGGGGAGCUUUCAGAUUUGUGCGCUGUGUACUUGCUGUGGAGGAGCUAAAGGUCUUUGCUUGCCAUCUCCUUGUUGCUAUGCAAUCAAUUGCAACAUUCCCAACAGGCCCUUUGGUUUCUGUUCUUUCACUCCCAAGACCUGUAAUUGCUUUGGAUGCCAUUACUAACUCUAUUUCCUCUAUAUUUUAUAAAAGUUAUAAUAUAUAUUGUUUGCUUGGGGCAAUCUUGA